AUGGCCAUACCUAGCAUCUUCUUCAUCUCCUUUCUCUUGCUUCCAGUUCAUCUGGCUUCUGGAAAAGUGACAGUUAAUUCAACACUCUCCACUAAUGAUCAUAAUUCUUCGUGGUUCUCAUCUUCCGGUGAAUUCGCUUUUGGAUUUCGCCCAAUUAACAACAACACAAGCCUCCUCUUGCUUGCGAUCUGGUUGGCUAAAAUUCCUGACGAAACCAUCAUCUGGAAUGCAGACAUCUCAAAUCCAUUAUCGUCAGGAUCGCAAGUUCAGCUCACGCCGAAGGGUCUUUCUCUCACAAACCCUCAAGGUCAAGUUAUAUGGACUGCUGAGCAGCAGGACAACGUGUUCUAUGGAGAAAUGCUGGACACUGGAAAUUUUGUCCUGGCAUCCUCUGAUUCUUCUUAUUUGUGGCAAAGUUUCAACUAUCCCACUGACACGCUGUUACCAACACAAACUUUGGAUCUAACCAGUAAGUUGUCCUCCCGAUUGACACAAAGCAACUACACAAAGGGCAGGUUUGAGCUGUACUUCGAUAACGGUAAUCUCUAUCUCAGUCAGAUCGGGUGGCCGACAGAAUCUCGGUACGCGAAGUACUUUAGUGUCAACACCAAUUCUAAUGUCUCUGCUUCAAAGCUAGUCUUCGAUUCAUCCGGAAAUGUUUAUGUAGAAACAAAGGGUGGAAGUCAAAUAGGCCUUGGAUGGGAUGAUUCAGGUCUUGAUGUUAGUACAUACUAUUACAGGGCUACACUUGAUUAUUAUGGUGUUUUUACGUUUUAUUCUCAUCCAAGGGCAUCAAGAAGCCAUCAAGUUUGGUCAAUCGUGAGGUUUGUUCCCAGCAACAUUUGCACUGCAAUCUUAAGUGAUCUGGGUAGCGGCUGUUGUGGCUACAAUAGCUACUGUGUUUGGAACAAGACAAGGCCAACUUGUAUGUGUCCAGAAGGGUAUUCCUUGGUAAAUCCGGAUGAUGAAUUCGGAGGAUGUAAACCUAAUAUCUCACUGGGUUGUGGAUCUGAUGAUGCGCGAUCAAGGGAAAAUCCAGAAGAUGUAUAUGAUAUGAAGCCGUUGCAAAGUGUGAACUGGCCUCUGGGAGAUUAUGAGAGGUUGAUAAAUUAUUCGGAGGAUGAAUGUAGAGAAUCUUGCUUGCACGAUUGUAACUGUGCAGUUGUUAUUUAUAACACUGCAAGGGACUGUUGGAAGAAAAGACUGCCUCUUUCUAAUGGAAGACUUUCUGCAACUGAUGAGGGUGGAACGACCGCACUCUUGAAAGUGAGAACUCGACCACGGGAUUAUUAA
Messenger RNA from Prosopis cineraria, 1293 nucleotides. Its product is annotated as G-type lectin S-receptor-like serine/threonine-protein kinase LECRK2. Lineage: Eukaryota; Viridiplantae; Streptophyta; Magnoliopsida; Fabales; Fabaceae. Bases 1 to 1293 code for a protein of 430 amino acids. The transcript has a single exon. The record is from RefSeq and is a predicted model, not a curated record.